AUGGAUGGGGAGCCUGUUUACAGGAGAAAAUGUCGACAUAGAUUCUGCUUCAAGGAAGUUUGGACCUCACAUGAGGAGUGUGAGAAUGUUAUAAGGGAAGUGUUGAAUUACCCUGUGGUCAGGGUGCCUAUGUUCCAGGUUGUCCACAAAAUCAAGGUCACUAGGGUUGCCCUUCUUAAGUGGCAGCAUGUAGUUUUUAAGAGGCGAAACAAGGAGAUAAAAGGGGCAUUGAACCUCAACUUGGAGAUGCCUAUGUUGACUGAAGAAGUUCGGCUUCAGAGAUCUCCCAUUUCCUCUCUAAGCGCCGUCGGGGGAAAAAAGGGUUUCUUAUCUUUAAAGUUGGACAUUAGCAAGGCAUACGAUAUAAUUGAAUGGAAUUACCUUUGCUGUAUUCUAAUUUGUAUGCGGUUCUUGCCAAAAUGGAUUGCCCUGGUGAUGGAAUUCGUUUGCUCGGUCUCUUACUCGUUUGUUAUCAACGAACGUCCUAGAGGCUAUCUUCUCCCCUCUCGUGGGAUUCGACAGGGUCACCCCAUUUCUCCCUAUCUAUUCCUACGUUGCGCGGAAGGCAUGUCUGCCCUUAUUGCCAAAACGGAGGCAGAAGGAAAAAUACAGGGGGUUUCUAUGUGCCCUGGUGCCCCAAGUGUGAAUCACCUGCUAUUCACAGAUGAUAGCCUUCUAUUUUGUCGGGCUAACGUGGCUAAAUGCCAUCAGAUUUCUGAGAUUCUCACUUCCUAUGGACGUGCAUCGAGUCAGAAAGUUAAUCUUGAAAAGAGUGAGUCCGUUGCACUUGCCAUUCCAUUAUACACUAUGAACUGCUAUCUUCUGCCUAAGUACUAUUGUGAGGACUUAAAUCGAUUAAUUGCCUCCUUUCGGUGGAACAAUAUUGAGGGAAGGAAAAUAAUUCAUUGGCUUUCAUGGGAGAAACUAUGCAUUCCGAAAGUUGACAGUGGCUUGCGCUUGCAAAAUCUCUAUGCAUUCAAUCUCAGCCUUCUGGCUAAACAAGGAUGGAGGAUUCUCAUGGAUCCUAACUCUCUGGUUUCGAGGGUUCUAAAAGCUAAGUACUUUCCCAGCGUCACCUUCCUCGAGGCCUCGGUGAAAGCCGAUGCGUCCUACUUUUGGAAGAACAUUUAUGCAACUCAGAAUAUAAUAUCCCUAGGAUCUAGUAGGCAAGUGAGUAGUGGCGCUUUGCUGAAAAUAUGGGAGGAUCCAUGGAUUCCUUUGCCAGCUCGUUUUCGAAUUUUUACUCCCAAGAUGGAUACCUCGCCUCUCUAG
Molecule: messenger RNA, 1272 nt
Organism: Malus domestica (apple)
Lineage: Eukaryota; Viridiplantae; Streptophyta; Magnoliopsida; Rosales; Rosaceae
Source: RefSeq, a predicted model, not a curated record